GUGAAGGUUUGGGGAUCUGAUUACGCCGAUUGCAUCAUCUAAAAACAAUGGCGACGAACAAAAUCGUUCGUUUGAUCGCACCAAGCGGAUCCGUCUCCUCUAGAUUCAUGGAGCCAGUGUCACGUUUUUUUAGCUCCGGUACUCCUCCUCCUCCACCGCAAGCUCAAUCUCAGACUCCGAAUCAGGAUAACGUGAAGCCAGAUCAGAAUCUUCAAGAGAAGGAAGAGGAAGAAGAAGAAGGAGGUGAGGAGUUUAUGAACAAAGAUACUGGUGAGAUCGGAGGACCUAGAGGUCCUGAACCGACUCGGUACGGCGACUGGGAACAACGUGGUCGAUGCUCUGAUUUCUGAGGCGAUCCUUAUAAAAUAGUAGGUUGGUUCUUGGAAAAAUUUGGGGAACAAAUUCGUUUGAUAUAUAUGUGUUUAUGUAAUUGCAAAUAAGGGAGAAGAGUGAAGAAGAAACUUUAGUUUAAGUUCAAAUUCUUAAUAUUCUUCUAUGUUCGUUUCGUUGUGUGCUUUCAUUUCAUGUUUGCCUUGCUUAGGGUUUAUAUAUUUGAAUACAAAAGAAACUCUUCUAUA
Messenger RNA from Camelina sativa (false flax), 578 nucleotides. RefSeq lists its product as uncharacterized. The record is from RefSeq and is a predicted model, not a curated record. NCBI's taxonomy places the organism in Eukaryota, Viridiplantae, Streptophyta, Magnoliopsida, Brassicales, Brassicaceae. Gene Ontology annotation, biological process: mitochondrial respiratory chain complex II assembly. Gene Ontology annotation, cellular component: mitochondrion.